AUAGCUGUCCUCCUCAUGUGACACCCUGCUAAGGUUUCAUGGAAGAAAGUGGAGACACCGUCUGCCAACUUGUAUUCUUGGAGGUUCUCUGCCACUGCUGCACCUUGAGAGAGAAGAACAUUAUUGAAAAUAAGUCAUGCAGUGCUUUCUGUCCAAGCUAACAACGCACCAGUGGUGCUUCCUCCUCUUCAAUGUGCUGCUUUUCCAUGCGCUGUUGUUUGGCGCUGACUUUGUAGAGGAGUAUCUUCUUCAGCCUACACCCGGACUGUACAUCGACGACCAUGUUAUGGACGUAAGGGAGAAAGCGAGGAAAUUGGAUCUGAGCAACGUCAGGGAAAAUGUAUCCCAAGCAUACCCGAUCUCCAACUGUGACGCCUGCACAGCAUCUGACAUCUUCCUGCUUGCGCUAAUCUUCAGCUCCCCUCUUAAUAUUUCUCAAAGAGAUGCGAUCAGGAGGACAUGGGCCAAUCAAACACGAGUGCAAGGUGUUUCAUUGCGGGUUCUUUUCCUCAUAGGCUCGUCUCACACGUCUUCUCUGCGUGAGGCUCUUAUGGUAGAGUCUGGCCUCCACAAGGACAUGGUCCAAGUCCAGGCAGUGACUGACUCAUCCAUGCUUGACCCGAUAGAAAGAACCGUGCUGGCACUCCGCUGGGUCAUCACCUUUUGUCCCAAGGCACGCUUUGUUCUCCUGACGCAUGAGAAUGUGUUUGUGAACAUCCCUGCCAUCGGAGGCUACCUGCUCGGGUUACACAGGCACCCUGAGGACCUCUAUCUGGGACGAGUGAUCCAUGGUGAGUUCCCUGACAGGAACCCCUCCAGCCCUGGCUACAUUCCUCCGGGCCUCUACUCCGGCAAGUACUUACCUGACUACUGCGACGGGACAUCCUAUGUUCUGUCUCAAGACGUGGUCCGAAAAGUGUACGUAGCAUCCGCAUUGAUUCGUGCGCCCGUGUCUGCGGAUGUCUUUCUGGGUUUUUGUGCUCAGAAGGCUGGCGUGGUGCCGACCCACAACACUCGGUUCUCAGGACGGAAACACAUCCGCUACAAUGCUUGCUGCUAUCGUUACCUGUUCAGCUCCGCAGAAAUGACGCGGCAGGAGCUAGAGAGGGUGUGGUCGGACUUGGGACAGAAGGCAGAUGGGAAAUGCUCCAUUUUCCGGACCUACUAUGGCCUUGUGACCUGCAAGGCACUCACGUACCUCGAUACGCUGUCUCUCCUCAACCCUUAAGGCAAAGUAGUCCAAGUGCAAUACAACACAAUACAAACUAGAAAAAUGUCCACUGAAAGUUUGAAUGGGCCUGCCUGUUGCUUACCUUUGUCCCGUCAUUGUAUCCUUGCGGGUUGCUUGCGUAUUAUAUCCACGAUAUGGCCUGAAGCAUGUUUCCCAAUAAUGUGUCCGCUUUCAAUUUUGGUCAUCGGUUAUGUUGCCAUGGUUACACAAACUGUUACUAAAUAUAAAUAGAGCUCUGCCACCCAUCGAGACAUAUCUGGUGAUAUAACACUCAUUGGGGUUCUUUGCAAGGUAAGGGCUGAAGGGGGGUACCUAAUCAAGUGGCCUGUUUUCAGCUAUGUUCAUCAAUUACGUCGCCAUGGUUAGACAAAAUGUAAAAUGUAUAAACAGUACACUACCUAUGAGUUGUUAUGACUAAUAUGU
Dunckerocampus dactyliophorus (ringed pipefish) is the source of this 1654-nucleotide messenger RNA. RefSeq names its product beta-1,3-galactosyltransferase 9. Gene Ontology annotation, cellular component: membrane. Lineage: Eukaryota; Metazoa; Chordata; Actinopteri; Syngnathiformes; Syngnathidae. The coding region runs from base 137 to 1228 and encodes 363 amino acids. The transcript has 2 exons. Gene Ontology annotation, molecular function: hexosyltransferase activity. The record is from RefSeq and is a predicted model, not a curated record.